Zonotrichia leucophrys gambelii is the source of this 3991-nucleotide messenger RNA. RefSeq lists its product as uncharacterized. Gene Ontology annotation, molecular function: glycosyltransferase activity. Gene Ontology annotation, cellular component: cytoplasm. The coding region runs from base 326 to 1633 and encodes 435 amino acids. The record is from RefSeq and is a predicted model, not a curated record. The transcript has 4 exons. NCBI's taxonomy places the organism in Eukaryota, Metazoa, Chordata, Aves, Passeriformes, Passerellidae.
CGCGGGGUCUCCAUGGCCAUAGCCGCCGCCGCGGCCGCCGCCUUCCCGGGCGGGAGGUGAGGGGACGGAGCGCUCCCGCCAGCCCCGGGCCCUAGAAGCGUGUUGCGGUUGCUUCUGUCGGUACCGCAGAGGGAGCCAGGAGAGCAAAAUUAAUGAGUUAUGUUGCGGAAACCAUGAAUUUCACUCAUCAAAUUGUGUGGCUGCUGUUACUGACAUUAGAAGAGCAACAGCUAUGGGAAAUAAAAUGUGCCAGGAAGUAUCUUAGAUAAGGCAGCAUAAAUUACAAGGAUAAAGAAAUUUGCAUGGACAUUUAGAUCCGUUCAAAAUGAUGUGUGCUGGGAAAAAACUUUACUUUGCUGCUGCUGUGUGCAUUAUGACUGUAACUUCAAUGCUUGCAGUUUCUUAUCUGAAGUUACAGAGACUUUCUCAUCAGCCAAAAGUAAUUCAAGAAGGUGGAAGAUGUAGAGGGAAAAUUGCCAUUAGCACAAUAACAGCAUUAGAAGGUAACAAAACUUUUAUUAUAUCCCCAUACUUUGAUGACAGAGAAAGCAAAGUCACUCGUCUGAUUGGGAUAGUUCACCAUGAAGAUGUAAAACAACUGUACUGCUGGUUCUGCUGUCAGGCCAAUGGAAAGAUAUAUGUAUCAAAAGCAAAAAUUGAUGUUCACUCAGAUAGAUUUGGAUUCCCUUAUGGUGCAACAGAUAUAGUUUGUUUAGAACCUAAAAAUUGUGAUCCAACACAUGUAUCAAUUCAUCAGUCUCCAUAUGGAAAUAUUGACCAGCUGCUGAGGUUUGAAAUUAAAAAUCGCAAGCCUGAGACCUCUUCUGUUGACUUCACCGUGUGCAUUUCUGCCAUGUUUGGAAACUACAACAAUGUCUUGCAGUUUAUACAGAGUAUGGAAAUGUAUAAGAUUCUUGGAGUACAGAAAGUGGUGAUCUAUAAGAACAACUGCAGCCAUCUGAUGGAGAAAGUCUUGAAGUUUUAUGUAGAAGAAGGAACUGUUGAGGUAAUUCCCUGGCCAAUAAACUCACACCUCAGGGUUUCUUCUGCAUGGCGCUUCAUGCAAGACGGGACACACAUUGGCUACUAUGGACAAAUCACAGCUCUAAAUGACUGUAUAUACCAUAACAUGGAAAGGAGCAAGUUUGUGGUCCUUAAUGAUGCUGAUGAAAUAAUUCUUCCCCUUAAACACCCAGACUGGAAAACAAUGAUGAACAGUCUUCAGGAAGAAAACCCAGGGGCUAGUGUUUUCCUCUUUGAGAACCAUAUCUUCCCAGAAGCCGUAUCUUCUCACACGUUCAACAUUUCAUCUUGGAAUACUGUGCCAGGAGUUAACAUACUACAGCAUGUAUACAGAGAGCCUGACAGGAAAAAUGUAAUGAAUCCCAGGAAAAUGAUAGUUGAUCCACGAAAGGUGAUCCAGACUUCAGUCCAUUCUGUCCUACGUGCUUAUGGGAAGAGCGUGUAUGUUCCCAUGGAUGUUGCCCUCAUUUAUCACUGUCGGAAGGGCCUUCAAGGAAACCUUCCCAGAGAAUCUCUCAUCAGGGAUACAACACUGUGGAGAUAUAACUCAUCAUUAAUCAUGAAUGUUAACAAGGUUCUAUCUCAAACCAUGCUGCAAACUCAAAAUUGAAACCUCAGUUAUAAAGAGUGAAAGUGGAGGGCUACCUGUAUUGUGGGAAGACAGAGAAUAUAAUUUAAAAAUCACAUUACAUUGAUUUUCACAUGGAGUCUACAUUUUUCUGCAAUUAUUUAGGGAAUAUAUAGCAAAGCCAUGAAUCACUUAAUGAUGAUAUUAAGGGUCAAUGCAGAUUGUAGCAUCUCUUCUGGGAAAUGUACAAUUUGUUUUCAGUUAAUAAUAAAAAUCAGUAUUUGUCAACUGAUUCAAAUAAUGCAAAAUAGUUUUCAACCUAUGUACAAAAAGUUCAAAUACAAUCAUUAGUAUAAAGGUAGCAUUGCUUAAUUAUUGCAGUUUGUAUGUCACUGGGUACUAAAUUUGUAUGGAUCAAUAUGAGUAAAAGACAAGUAAUUGAGUACAAUCUUCCUUUCAGUUGUAAAAAAUUACCCCUUACUGAAAGGGAAAUAGUUCUUGGAAAUAGUAUAUGUUAAAGAUGUGAUGGAUUGUAACACUAAACACAGCCAUUGGAGUUUUGCUGAUAAAGAAUGUCUUGUUCAACUGGGCUUUGGAGACAUGUAAGUUUGAGAAGAGUCAUUGCACGUAUUCCUGAAUUACUAAAGUGCUAAAUGCUGAGUUGUGUCAACAAGCUUUAAUAGAGGCAAGGGAGAGAGAUUCAUCUUAAUGAAAAAGAUACUUUUGUGAACCAAAAAGAACCUAUUUCAAGGAGGAAAAAAUAGAUGGCCAAACAACUUUUAUGAAAUGUAAUAUUUUGUUGGGGUUUUUUCUGGCACCUUGAAGCCUCGUAGGAAAAUAUUUUGUGAAAUUUAGACACAAGUUGGAUUUUAGUCCUUUAUGUGAUGGGUAAGUUGAAUUACAUUGCUUCCUUGGUAGGUGUAAGGGUACAGAAGCUGCAUUUUUUCUUAACUCUAUCUGGAAAUAGUGCUAAGUAGUGACUUGCUGAUGGGCCAGAUGGAAACCAAAGCAAACAGAAAAACCAUUUGCUCAUUUUUGUUUCACAGUUUCAGUUUCACAGUUUCAGUUUCUGUUUGAUAAAACCCCAGAACUACAUGCAUUGCAUAUGUUGUCACAUUAUACUACAGCCUUCCUACUGAAGGCACAUCUGAAGGCAGCGAUAGCCUGACAGUGGUGUCUGACAGACGGAAGUGUGUGUGAGAGCAAGUAUGAUUUUUAAAAUUUCUGCAUUAGUGUCAUGCUUUCAUUCCUUUAUCUAUUUGGUAGUGGUACAUAUCUGUGCCCUUAAAGAGCUCUGUCAUUAGUGGAAUAGUAUCAUUAGCAAUGUCCAAAGGGAACUUCUACUUCGAUUCACAGUGAUUGCAGCAUCUCCCAGACUGUAUCAUAAACAAACUUGCAGCUGUAUUAGGAUCUGAAAUGCCUGCUCCUGUCAGUCAUACAAUCUUGUACGGCAACAGGUCCAUUAAGAAUUUCAGACUUGCCAUUUAGAAAGGGCAUCUGAAAGUCCAGCUCCCUGCUUAUAGCAUGGUGUGCUCAGGGCUUUGUCUAGGAAGGCUGGGCAACCUGUUUCAGUCUUAAACUAGACUCACUGUGGAGAAUUCCUCUCAUCACAAGAACCAUUAACUAUUGUCUUGCUGCAAGAUGCCAAAAUGAGUCUGACACAGUUUUCUUUAUAGCUCACUAGUUAGCUGGAGACAGUAGCAGUGCCUCCGCAUCCCAUGCCCACCACACCUUCCCGUCUGGAGGGCUUGGCCUGGGUGUGUUUCUCAGCCAUCUUGUGCUCCACCUCUCUGUGGACUCUGUAUAGUCAAGGUCACUAAAAGAAGUAGUUAACCAAGAUUUCCUGCUUUGCUGAUUUGGAAACAAGGACAUUUCUGGCAGGCCUCUGUUUAAUCUUUCAAACUUAAUGCAGUGCUGUAUAGGUGGUUCCUUUAGAAGCACACAUCUUAAUGAUACUGUUAUGUUACUCCCACAUUAGGAAUGCUGAGAACUGGGUUUCAAGACAAGUUACUGAAGUUAUUGAAAACAUUCUUCUUCAUGGAAGCUUUCUUCACUUGGGAGUGAGACAACAAAAGCUCACCUUUGUGAGCUCAUCAUUUAUGUCCCCACACAGUGCAGUUUGAAUUGAGAGUUGUGAAUUUGGCUUCUGGUUAAUAAAAUCCUUGAGUACAGACAACAUUUUUCAAAGUAAAUUGAUGUGACUAAAGGUGAAAAAACUGAAUGCUUAAAAGUCUGGCUCUGUAUUUUAGAGACUGCUCCUCUGUGACUUUAAGCUACUCCUACGGCAUCCUCAAAUACUGAUUCUUGCAUAUGAAAACUCCCCUUCAUUGUUGUAACUCAUACCACAUACCUUUGGGAAUAGUGGCCUUCAUUUAGUAUUAAGUAUGAAAUCAGGUCUCC